This is a messenger RNA of Closterium sp. NIES-65, 1014 nucleotides long. NCBI's taxonomy places the organism in Eukaryota, Viridiplantae, Streptophyta, Zygnematophyceae, Desmidiales, Closteriaceae. The record is from the annotation of a GenBank genome assembly.
AUGAAUGGGAGCCAUGCACGUGGGGAGAAGAACAAGGACGGCCAGGAGAGUAUUGAGGAAGGCAAUAAAGAGGAUGAGAAUGAUCAGAAGCAGGGGCAGCAGGGGCAGGGGCAAGGGCAGGGGAAGAGAAUGGGCCAGGGCGAGGGCGAGGGGGAGCGGGCGGGGGAGGGGGAGGGGGAGGCCGGUGAGGACGAGGGGAGUGGUGAUGAGGAGGAUGACUGGGAAGCAGCAGCAGAUGCUAUCUGCUCAGAGAGCAUAGACUUCUGCAACGGGACAAAAAUCACUGGUGGGGGGUUGAGACCAGAGUAUACAUACAAUGCGGCAGGCAUGGGGGGAAGGGGGCAGUUGCGCUGCCCUGCUGCUGCCUCUGCCGCCGCUGCUGCUGCCACUAGUGGCGAUCGUGGCUGGCGCACGGACGAGUGUGGUUUUGCUGAUCUGAGGCGCCUCAAAAGCUCCUCUGUAUCUACCACCGCCGCCGGUACCACCACUGCCGCUGCUGCUGCUGUGUCAUCUGCUUCUUCAGCGUCUGCUGCUGCUGCUGCUGCUGCUGCUGCUGGUAGUGGUGGUGCUACCGGUGCUGCUGCUAGUGAGCGAGCGUGGCGACCAGACGAUUCCUCUCGGCCGCCUUCCCUGCCUCCCCCGGUUGCUCUACUCUCCUCCUCUUCCUCCUCCUCUUCAUCCUCCCCGUCCUCCUCGUCUCCCUCCUCUUCCUCCUUCUCUUUCUCAUCCCUCAACUAUCAAAAUCAUUACCAGCAGCAGCAGCAGGAGUUUGCACGUGCGCCCAACCCAGCAGCAGCGGCAGCGGCAGCAACGCAGCUGUGUCCGAUCUGUGCAGAGGAGCUCGAUAACACCGACUCUUCCUUCCUCCCCUGCUCGUGUGGGUUCCGCCUUUGUCUCUUCUGCCACCACCGCAUCGCAUCAGACGACGGACGCUGCCCGGGCUGCCGCCAGGCCUACAGCCCCGAGGUAGCUGCCAAGCUCUCCCGCCCGCCGAACCUCAAGCUGCGGUCGUAG